UGUCAGAGAUCUGUCUGCGCGACACAAGAGUAGAUGUGAGCUCCUAGAGUUUAUCACUGAACUGCGAGAGAGAGUGACGAGACAACACACGACUCACACCACAAUCUCAGUCAACGCGAGGCUUUCCAAGUGUGGGAUAGAAUGCCGGCGAUAAGUAAACAUUCCGACAUGGAGUUUGACUCUCUACAACCCUGCUUCUAUCCAGACGAGGAUUACUUCUAUUUCUGCGGUCCCGACUCUGCGCCUCCCGGAGAGGACAUCUGGAAGAAAUUUGAGUUGCUGCCUACGCCGCCCCUCUCCCCGAGCCGAGCGGCGCUACCCGGGGAGCUGGCCUCGGCGUCCGUGGGGAACUCGGGCGACUCAGCAGAAGGUCCCAUGGGUUUUGGAUUAGGCAACCCGCUGGGGUGCGACUGGACCUCGGAGCUCCUGUUCCUGCCCGAGGAAGAUAUUUGGGGUGCGUCGGAUGGAGACCUGUUCGGCAGCUCCGCUUUGAAUAAUAACCCCAACUCCAUCAUCAUUCAGGACUGUAUGUGGAGCGGCUUCUCUGCCAGGGAAAAGCUAGAGAGGGUGGUCACAGAGAAGCUAGGCAAAGCCAUUUCCACCGCGGCUGCCUGUGGAGUUAGUAAAAAUGUCACUACCGCCGCCGUCAUCACCACCAAGGCGCCUGAGCUGAGCCGCUCCGAGUCGGAGUGUGUGGACCCCACGAUAGUCUUCCCCUUCCCUGUCAACAAAAGAAACGGUAGCAGCAGCAGCACCAGCAGCAGAUGUCCACAUGGGACGAUCCCCGCAUCUACUGCCCAUUGUAGCGCCAAGGAAAUUCAGAGCGACUCCGAAGAUGAAGACGAUGAUGAAGAAGAGGAGGACGAAGAUGAGGAGGAGGAGGGCGAAGACGACUCGGACGGCGAAGAGAUCGAUGUGGUCACCGUGGAGAAGCGGCGCGGCUUGUCGCUCUUGGCCACCGGCACGGUCACUAUCUCAGUACGGCCGAAGACGGGUGCCACUUCCGGGGGCGUGGCCUCAUCUGGCGUCGUGAGCCGAUUUGUUAGCAACCGGGGAUCAGCGGGGUCAAACGGUUACUGUCAGGAACUGAUCAUGAAGCAGAGCUCGGUCCACCAGCAGCAGCACAACUAUGCCGCUCCCUCGCCGUACGCCUCCGACGAUGACCACGCACCCCCCUCCAAGAAACACAAGACCUCUGACGCUCCUCGCCAACCUUCCCGCACCCUCUCUUCAUCAUCCUCAUCAUCAUCGCCGUCAUCCUUGACAUCAUGCGGCUCCUUCGCCAUGGCAACGGCAGGUUCCAAACGCAAACGCAACGCCAGCGGUGACAGCAGCACGCGCAGCGGCGGUUCCUCCGGUAACUCCGACUCCGAAGACUCCGAACGGCGGCGAAACCACAACAUCCUGGAACGCCAGCGGCGCAACGACCUCCGCUCCAGUUUCCUCACGCUCCGCGACCACGUGCCCGAGCUGGCGAGGAACGAGAAGGCGGCUAAGGUGCUGAUCUUGAAGAAGGCGGCAGAGUAUGUGUCGUCGCUGGAGGUGGACGAGUUGCGGCUGACGCAGGAGAAGGACAGGCUGCAGGCGCGGAGGCAACAGCUGAUGAGGAGGUUGGAGCAGGCCAGGACACGCUAAGACUUGCCAGUGGCACAUAACGCAAACACAUACACACAAACAUAGGAACAUACACACACAUAAAGUGCCUUCGGAAAGUAUUCAGACUUU
Coregonus clupeaformis (lake whitefish) is the source of this 1725-nucleotide messenger RNA. Its product is annotated as N-myc proto-oncogene protein. Bases 142 to 1635 code for a protein of 497 amino acids. Lineage: Eukaryota; Metazoa; Chordata; Actinopteri; Salmoniformes; Salmonidae. Gene Ontology annotation, biological process: regulation of transcription by RNA polymerase II. The transcript has 3 exons. Gene Ontology annotation, molecular function: RNA polymerase II cis-regulatory region sequence-specific DNA binding; DNA-binding transcription factor activity, RNA polymerase II-specific; protein dimerization activity. The record is from RefSeq and is a predicted model, not a curated record.